Messenger RNA from Heterobasidion irregulare TC 32-1, 834 nucleotides. RefSeq lists its product as uncharacterized. The record is from RefSeq and is a predicted model, not a curated record. Gene Ontology annotation, biological process: maturation of SSU-rRNA from tricistronic rRNA transcript (SSU-rRNA, 5.8S rRNA, LSU-rRNA); translation. Gene Ontology annotation, molecular function: structural constituent of ribosome. The transcript is spliced from 6 exons. Lineage: Eukaryota; Fungi; Basidiomycota; Agaricomycetes; Russulales; Bondarzewiaceae. Bases 24 to 665 code for a protein of 213 amino acids. Gene Ontology annotation, cellular component: ribosome; cytosolic small ribosomal subunit.
ACCCAACCUCAAGACUAUCCGACAUGGGUAUCUCCCGCUCAUCUCGCCACAAACGCUCCGCGACGGGCGCCCAGCGUGCGCACUACCGCAAGAAGCGAAAGUUCGAGCUCGGUCGCCAGGCCGCCAACACCAAGCUCGGCCCUAAGCGUGUCCACUCCGUCCGUGUCCGCGGCGGGAACACCAAGUUCCGCGCUCUCCGUCUCGAAGGCGGUAACUUUGCAUGGGGCUCUGAGCAUGUCACGAAAAAGACGCGCAUCAUCGGUGUCGUCUACAACGCAUCGAACAACGAGUUGGUUCGCACGAACACCCUCGUGAAGGGCGCUAUCAUCCAGGUCGAUGCUACUCCCUUCAGGCAAUGGUACGAGUCGCACUACGCCACACCCGUAUCAAAGAAGGCAUUGAAGGCAUUGCCCACGGAGGCCAAGGAGGGCGAGGAGAAAAAGCUGUCGAACCACGCACAGCGGAACCUCGACGCGAGGAAGAAGGAGUCGAAGAUUGACCCCAUGCUCGAGAGCCAGUUUGGUGCUGGUCGGUUGUACGCUGUCAUCUCGAGUCGUCCCGGCCAGUGCGGGCGCGCGGAUGGCUACAUUCUGGAGGGCAAGGAGCUCGAGUUCUACCUUAGGAAGCUGCGCAGCGGCAAGCAGAAGCACGCACACGGCGCAUGAGGAUAGGUUGAGCGUGUUGUUGCAUUCUAGUGUAGUAUUCGAGUGGUGGGGUAUCCGGCAUAGGAUUCAUGAUUGAACGCCCUACUAUUGCAUUUCUUUCCUUUCUCGCUUUUAUUGUAUGAGACCCAUGCACAUGCCGCCCUGAGAAAUCUAUGAGAGUCGCGACCGA